This is a messenger RNA of Cyprinodon variegatus (sheepshead minnow), 794 nucleotides long. Its product is annotated as carcinoembryonic antigen-related cell adhesion molecule 2-like. The record is from RefSeq and is a predicted model, not a curated record. Gene Ontology annotation, biological process: cell surface receptor signaling pathway. Gene Ontology annotation, molecular function: transmembrane signaling receptor activity. NCBI's taxonomy places the organism in Eukaryota, Metazoa, Chordata, Actinopteri, Cyprinodontiformes, Cyprinodontidae. The annotation marks the transcript as partial. The transcript is spliced from 9 exons.
AUAAAUAUUAUUAUAGUAUCAUCCUGGUGAGCCCCGUCCAUCCUGUGACUGAGGGAGAUCCUGUUACUCUGAGCUGCAGAGAUAAAGAACAAAAACUUCUCUCCAAUGUGUUUUUCUAUCACAAUAACAAACUGAUCCACAAUGACAGCAGAGAGGAGCUGAAGAUCUCUGCAGUGUCAAAGUCAGAUGAAGGUUUCUACAAGUGUGAACAUUCAGGAAAGGAGUCACCACAGAGCUGGAUGGCUGUUAGAGUAACUUCAUCCAGUCCUGUCAGCUCUUUUUCUGUGCUGCUGAUUGUUGGACCAGUUUUUGGAAUCAUUCUCCUUAUUCUCCCACUUAUGUUGUGGCGCUGCCGACGUUCCAAAGAUUCAAAUUCUUCCAGAUCAUAUAGAACCAAUCAGAAGUCCUCCACAAAUCACGGAGCAGAGACUAAUGACCAUAGCUCUGCUACGAAGGAUGAUGUCCUCUAUGCAUCAGUCAACCCAGGAGCCACUGGAUCUGAGGAACCCACAGAAAUAACAUACUCCAUUAUUCCAUUAAAAAAACUCAGAAAAAAGAACAGACAUUGUGAACCAGAGGAUGGUGUUAUUUACUCUGAAGUGAAACCAGGAGUUGCAGAACCCACUCCAUUGUAUGCUGAAAUCAACCACAAGAAUAAACCUAAGAAAAAGAAAAAGAAAGACAAGAAGAGCCCUGCAGCAACAGAAGAAACUGUUUAUUCUGAGAUACAAUCAUGAACAGCUCUGGAUAAUGAAUCUGCCCUGUAGGCUGCCUGUUCUGCUAGAUUUGUCUGC